AACACAUGCGCGUUAAAUUAGUCGUUCCUUCUCUUCGCUUGAGAUGCUGGUUUGCUGCCCAUGAAGAAAAGACUGUUUAUCAAUUGCAAAAGAGCAUUUUGAAAGAAUUGUGUCUUGAAGCAGAGGCGAGCGAAAUAGUACUUACUCUGGAUGAUUUUAUUUUACUUCCUCGCUGCAUUGUAAAAGAUCUCAUUCAUGAAGGAGACACACUUUGCUUAAAAGUGGAAAAGAUAAAGAAACUUGCGCCUAUGAAAAGACAAGCUAAAGAUAAAAAAGAUGAACCUACAAUUAAAAAACAAAAAAAGCCUACUGAAAAGGAUAAAAAGCCUUCUGAAAAGGCCAAAAAGAAGGCAUCUAUAGUAACGAAUAAGGAAGAAAAUAAGAAACUAUUAAAGAAAGUAGAGAAGUUGAAGAAUAACAGCAAGAAACUGGAUGAAAAAUUGAAAUCAUUAAAAAAGCUUUUGGCAGAUAACGUCAAUGAGUUGAUGAAGAACAAACAAGAGGAAAAAAAUAAAAUCAAGAAAGUUUCAUGUCCAUUCGGAGGCUUAAAAAGGACAAAAAGUAGAAACGCAAGGCGUAGAAGAUUAAAGAAACUUUACCGCGAAGCUGCUGCCUUGAAUCAGGAAAACAGCGUACAAGCGGACACGACCGAACAGAGUGUUCAGGAACAGCUUUUAAAUCAUGAGCCUUCUAUAAGCAUGCCAAGCUCUACAGAACUACAAGACAUUCCGCCUCCUUUACAUCUUAUUAAGCAAAAUAAGAACAAGAAGAAAGAACAUUUAAAGCGAUCAGAACAGACAGUACAUAUCCACUUUGAAGAAGAGCUUCCUGAAGAACUUUCAAGUCGACCCACUGCUGAAACAUAUGACGAAUUGGAUGCUGAGUUGGCUACAGAAAACACUCAACAGAACAAUGAUCCUAAAAAUAAGUAUGGUCGUGCUUUUGUUACUUAUUCUGAAGCUGCGCCUGAACAAACUAGAAAAAGAAAUCAAAAAUAUCAGCGACCACAAAAGACAUAUGCAGUGCAAGAAGUCGCGCCUAUAUUUUAUGCAGAAAAUCCUACUGAAGAGAGUGUGCCAGAACAAACAUCAGAGAAUCAAGAAACAGAGAAUGCGGUUGAGAAUAAUGAAAAUGAGCUUCACGUAAAUGAGCCGACUGCUACUAAUGACCCAAUUAACUAUGAAGAGUACCCUAAGCUUGACUUUGAAAGCAACUUACCAUCGGUUGGAGAUCAUUUAGCAAUCAAGACACUUGAGCUAACUGCUAAUUAUACCCCUGAAAUAUCAGAUUGGAAAGAAGCAACAUUAAAAGAGUUGUGUAUAUCAGAUAAGUCACUUGUGAUUGAGCUUUUACAAGGCUUUACAAAAGCUUCCACGAAAGGUGGUAAAUUUGAACUGAAAAACAAAAAACAUGAAGAUGAGGACGAAGAAGAGGAAGAAGAAAAAGAUAGAAUGAUUACGCUGAUGUGGUCCGACAUAUUCGAUAUUAGAAAACUACUGUUUUAUUAAAAAUAAAUU
This is a messenger RNA of Rhizopus microsporus ATCC 52813, 1517 nucleotides long. RefSeq lists its product as uncharacterized. Gene Ontology annotation, cellular component: Cajal body. Lineage: Eukaryota; Fungi; Mucoromycota; Mucoromycetes; Mucorales; Rhizopodaceae. The transcript has 4 exons. Gene Ontology annotation, biological process: spliceosomal snRNP assembly. Gene Ontology annotation, molecular function: U2 snRNA binding; U1 snRNA binding. Bases 6 to 1508 code for a protein of 500 amino acids. The record is from RefSeq and is a predicted model, not a curated record.